Messenger RNA from Physella acuta, 4353 nucleotides. Its product is annotated as integrin beta-1. Gene Ontology annotation, biological process: cell-cell adhesion; cell adhesion mediated by integrin; integrin-mediated signaling pathway. The record is from RefSeq and is a predicted model, not a curated record. Gene Ontology annotation, cellular component: cell surface; integrin complex; focal adhesion. Gene Ontology annotation, molecular function: integrin binding. NCBI's taxonomy places the organism in Eukaryota, Metazoa, Mollusca, Gastropoda, Physidae.
UUGUCAGCAGUCAGUAUGCAGACAUUUGUUCUGGACGUACCUGCAGUGAGUGUAUUGCCCAAGACUACAGCUGUGCCUGGUGUAAACAAAAGAACUUUAGUUCUUCAAGAUGUCAGCAUGAGACACGCCUAGAGAAUGCAGGAUGUGACCCUCAGUUUAUUGAAAAAACCAUCACUACACAAUCAUUUAUUAAGAAUGAACCUGUGCGAGACAGUAACUCAACCAAUCGGGAUGCCAUCCAAAUUCAGCCACAAAAAGUUGCUCUCACUACCAGAAUUAGAGAGGACAGAGUUAUCCAAUUGGUCUUCAGGGCUGCCAAUAACUUCCCUGUUGAUUUGUAUUUUCUCUUUGACAACUCUCUCAGUAUGGAAAAGCAAAUUCAAACCCUGGGCACACUGGCAAACAAUAUUGGGCUGUCUAUUAGAAAUAUCUCCAGUAACUUCACCAUGGGAUAUGGGGUGUUUCAAGAUAAAGUCAUUCUUCCCUUCACAGACACAAGUCCGCUUAAGUUGCAGAAUCCCUGUGUUGGAACAAGCAGGGGUCAGUGCGCUCCUCCAUUUGAGUUCAAACAUUUGCUGACUAUGACUAAUGAUAUCAAGCUAUUUACAAAUGCAGUACAAAGCACUUCCUUAACUGGCAACUUGGAUCACCCUGAAGGUUCUACAGAUGCCAUAUUGCAAGCCGUUGCAUGCCAGCAAGAAAUUGGGUGGAGAAAUAAGAGCCGUAAAUUGUUGAUUUUUGCAUCAAAUGAUAGAUUUCAUUUAGCAGGUGAUGGCAGGCUAGCUGGCAUUGUCCUGCCAAAUGACGGCCAUUGUCACUUGGAUUCACAAAAGAGAUAUUCAAAAGAACUUGAGCAGGACUACCCAUCUGUGAGUCAGCUAUCCCACAUUGUGAACAAGAAUGAUGUACACAUCAUUUUUGCUGUCACUGAAGCUCAGGAAAAACUUUUUAAAAGUUUUUCUGAGAGAAUUCCUGACUCAAUAGUGGAGAUUUUACAUGAAUCUGGCGGGCCAACAAGCCAAAACAUCAAAGAUAUUAUUGAAAAAAAAUACAAGGAAAUGUUAUCAGAAGUAGAAAUCAUGCACACAUCAGUGGAAGGUAUUGAUGUCCAGGUUAGGGCAACAAGUCCUAAAUGUGAUCUGUCAGAGAAUCUUAACAAAUGUAAAGGCAUUAAAAUUGGCGAUGAGAUCACAUUUGAGGUACACAUCAAAGCUACGCAAUGUCCUAAAGUCAAAGGUCAAAAAAAAUUUAUUGAAUUUAACCCAAAGUCUUUGAAAAGUGACAAAAUGAUCCUGGAAAUUGACAUCAUUUGUGAUUGCCCAUGUGACUCUGAUAAUUCAACUUGGGAGUACAACAGUAAAGAUUGCAGUAAUGGAAAUGGCACUUUAAAAUGUGGCAUGUGUGAGUGCCACAAGGAUUACUUCGGUGCAUUUUGUGAGUGUGACCAGAAAGGGCUGAUCCUGGAAAACUCACCCUGCAUAAAACCAGGGGACAACUCCUCCCUCGAGUGCAGUGGACAAGGCAAGUGUGAGUGUAAGGUCUGCAAGUGUAAUGAUGACUACAGCGGGACUUACUGUGAUUGUUACGACAAGGGCUGUGAACUUUAUAACAAAGAAAUAUGUGGAGGACCCUCCCGUGGCAAAUGUGUCUGUGGUCAGUGUCUUUGUCAGCCAGAGUUCUCAGGAAGUAACUGUGGAUGUUCCAACUCAAACCAAACCUGUAUGCUCAACAAUAAAAUGUGCAGUGAUGCAGGAGACUGUGUCUGUGGUGGCUGUGAUUGCAAAAAAGGCUACACUGGACUUUUUUGUGAAAACUGUUUUUUGUGUGGGGACACAGUGUGUGACAACCAUUUGUACAGAGCCUGCGCUGAAUGUAACUUCAAACAAAACCAGUGCCCCUCUGGCUGUCCUGAUGUACAGCUCGUUGACUCCAUCAAAGAUUACGAAGGAUCUGUGUGCUCAGUCAAGCAAGAUGACGGAUGUUUUAUGGCAUUCCAUGUUCAGUCUUCAGAAAACAAUGUAACCAUUAUUUUACAAAAAACUACAACCUGUCCUGAGCCAGUGGAUAUUCUACCAAUAGCCAUUGGCGUGGUGGGUGGGGUUGUUGCCAUUGGCCUGCUCUUAUUGUUGCUCUGGAAAAUCCUGACUACCAUAUUUGAUAGGGUCGAGUAUUCCAAGUUUCAAGAGGAUCUCAAACAGUGCAAAUGGGCACAGCAAGACAAUCCUUUCUAUAAAGGAGCUACAACAACAUACAAGAACCCUAUGCUGGAUACAAGUCAACCUCUAUAAUAAAUGUUAUCCAGUUCUUCAUAUGCUGAAUCACUGUUAACUUAAUUCUUCAUAUGUGCUAUCUUUUAAUGAAGUUCUACAUGACCUAAUAAUGUACACUGAUCCUUUGUUAACCUAGUAAUAAUAUGUGUUGACAAGCUGUGGACCUAAUACUUCAUAUACUGACACUCUAUUGACCCAGUUCUUAUACUGCCUGAAGUAUGGAAACUCUUAGUUUUCAAAUCUCUAUUUACCCACUCUUCUGUCACUAAAAGGUUUCCAGAAAUUAAUUUUCUCAUUCUAUGAUUUACAAUUAGCUGACACACAAAAUGCCAUUUUAGAAAAUUCUUAAUCUUAACAGUUAAGCAAAACAGUGACAGCUAGGGGAUAGAUUAUGGUACUUUACUAUCAGCUGGUGGUAAAUUUUUGGUACUUUCAGUGACAACUAGUGAUAGAUUUUGACUUGCUGUAAUACUGAUGGGGAUGGUAACUAAAUAUCUAUUCUGGUGCUAUUUCUCUUUGUUAUUCUUUGCUCUUGUCAUACAGUUGCUAACACUUGAAGCUUUAUUGUAAAUCUUGAACAUUGAUAGCUAACUUAAUACACUUUGCUAACAUGUAUGUUAUGUUUGUUUUGUUGGGCUAACAUUUGUGUUGGGUUUGUUUGAUUGUGCUAACAUUUGUGAUGUGUUUGUUGUUAUGUCAACAUUUUUGAUGUGUUAUCAUUUAUGUUGUGUUUGUUUUGUUGAGUUGAAUGCCCUGCAUUGUUUGAUGUGUUAUCAUUUAUGGUGUGUUUGUUUUGUUGAGUUGAAUGCCCUGCAUUGUUUGAUGUAUUAUCAUUUGUAUUGUGUUUGUUUUGUUGAGUUGAAUGCCCUGCAUUGUUUGAUGUAUUAUCAUUUGUAUUGUGUUUGUUUUGUUGAGUUGAAUGCCCUGCAUUGUUUGAAUGAAGAUGAAGUCUUAUGACAAAUAUUACUAUGAGGAGACAAUCAGUUUUGUAUUUGGUGUUACAGUUGACUAUGAAGGCUGAUGACAUAAAUUAUACUAGUUUUUAUUUUGCUGUACAAUCUAAUGAGGACAAAAGAAAAAAUUAUUUAUCUGAUUGUUUUUAUGCAUUAUAUUUUUUUAAAUGACUAUAGCUUCAUAAUACUCAUAAUACUUAUUUUGUUUGGUGUGGAAAAAAUGUGUAGUUAAUCAGUUUGCUUAAAUUGUGAUCAACAUUGAAAUACUUUUUUUUUCUUAGCCUUUUUUAGUGUGUGUGUGAUGAAAUAAUAGUUGUCUUAUCAUUUAUUUUAGCAAUCUGUAUAUUCUUUGUGUAACCUAUAAUUAAGAUUUUAGUAUAAUACUUAUAUAAUAUAAAAUUUAAAGUACCCAUUGAAUUAAAGUUGAUCUCUUUUCUGACAUGUUUAAGUCAUGAAAUAAUUGUGAAAUACAAGCAUAAAAAGCCUGAUAAAAUUAGAAUAAAAAUUAUUAGUGAACCAAAAGAAACUGUCUUAUUUCAAAGAGUUUUUGUACAAAUUUUCAAAUACAUUUAAAUUUUACAUUUUUUUUUAAACUUGGUAGAUUUGGUAAAAUUAUAAAUAUUUGUCAACAAUGAACUUUUGAAAAACAUUGUUUCUUAUAAUAAAUUGAAUCAUGAAGUUAAAAGAUUAUUGUAAAAAGUUUUAAAUUGUUCAAAAUAAGCAGGAAAAUUUUCUGUAUUUGUUUUAUUAUCUACAGCCUUCAGCAUUACAUUAAAAAAAAACACUUUUUGAGUGCCAAAGUCUUUCUCCAAUCAUGGCCAAAGGUGGAGUGUCAAAAUCUUUUCUAUGGCCCCUAUAAAAUAUGUAAUAAAUGCACUUUAUAUGUGGCCUAAGGGAAUUUGUAACACAAAUUAAAAACAACCCAUGCAGGGAAUACCUGUGUCAUCUGAUUAAGUUAUAAAAAUGAUCUAGGGAUGGUUUUAUUCAAAGAAAGUACAAUAGUGUGCUUUGUUUUUUUAAAAACAUGGUUUACCUGCCUUUAGCUUCAUUGGCUAGUAGUCAGGAGAUUUUAAAAUUUUGUUUUAACAGUAAAUAGUGUAUUUAUUUUGUGCUAAUAAAGAGUAUUUUAC